This is a messenger RNA of Aegilops tauschii subsp. strangulata, 1481 nucleotides long. RefSeq names its product enoyl-CoA delta isomerase 2, peroxisomal-like. Gene Ontology annotation, biological process: fatty acid beta-oxidation. NCBI's taxonomy places the organism in Eukaryota, Viridiplantae, Streptophyta, Magnoliopsida, Poales, Poaceae. The record is from RefSeq and is a predicted model, not a curated record. Gene Ontology annotation, cellular component: peroxisome. Gene Ontology annotation, molecular function: delta(3)-delta(2)-enoyl-CoA isomerase activity.
UGGCCGGCCGGACAUCUUCACACCUAGAGUCGCUACGGAAAACUAAAGCGCAUCGUGGAUCACUCCUUGCGGGAAGGCAGCUGCUAAUCUGCCAAGCCCGGCCGCCGGCCUGAAACUCGACCCUCUUCUGCUAAAAUUCAGCGGCACUUCCUCCGCCGAGUGAAUAAACAACGACGAGGGCGCCCGACGAGGCGCCGAGUGUUAAAUCCGCACGCAAGCACCGCGUCCCGGUCAGACACCAACCAACCAACCAGCUCCGAGGUCCCACAAUCCACGCCCCGCAGCCGGCCACGAUGUGCACCCUGGAGCAGCGCGGCCGCGUGUUCGUCCUCACCCUCACGGGCGACGGCGAGCACCGCCUGGGCCACCCGCUCAUCGCCUCCAUCCGCUCCGCGCUCGCCUCCGUGCUCGCGGCGGCCCAGGCCCAGCCCCAGGGCCCGGGGGCGGCCCUGGUGACCGUCGCCGAGGGCCGCUUCUUCUCCAACGGGCUCGACGUCGGGCGGGCGGGCGGCUCCCGCGCGCGGCUCCGGGAGCUCGUCGACGCGUUCCGCCCCAUCGCCGCCGACCUGCUGGCGCUCCCCAUGCCCACCGUGGCCGCCGUCACGGGCCACGCCUCCGCCGCUGGGCUCCUCCUCGCGCUCUGCCACGACUACCGCCUCAUGCGCGCCGACCGCGGCGUGCUCUACAUGGGCCUCCCGCUCCCGCCCUACGUCGCGCGCCUGCUCCGCGCCAAGAUUACCCAGGCGCACGCGCUCCGGGACGUCGCGCUGCGCGGGAGGAAGCUCAGGGCGCCCGAGGCCAGGGAGAUGGGGAUCGUCGACGCCGUCUGCGCCGGCGCGCCCGAGACCGCCGCCGAGGCCGUCAAGCUCGCCGAGCAGCUCGCGGCCAGGGAGUGGGACGGCGCCGUGUACGCGUCCAUCAGGGUCUCCACGUUCCCCGAUGCGUGCAGGGCCGUCGGGAUUGCCGUGGAGAGCGACGAGGAGAAGAGCAGGCACUUCGCUUCCAGACUCUGAUCAGGGGAGAUGGGGAGUUAGAGAUGAAGCGGCACAAUCUGCGAGCAAGGCGUGAGUACCCGAGCUAUUAGCUGUGCUUAACUAACACUAUGUACAGCCUUGUGAAAUCUGAAUACGACUGCACCAAGAUUUGUCUCAUCAUAGUUCUUGCCUACAAUCUUUCUUCAAGCUCCUGAACGGACCUGCCUUUUCUCCUGCAGAGUGUCUCUCUUGUAUUCUGCAACUGUACAUUGAUCAACCGUCGAUGAUCUGAAUGAAGCAGGCACUACAUACUACUUCUGCAGACGUUGUAUUUCUCUUGCUUUGGAAGUGUGAAAUAAACAGAAUGCCUGUGUGUGUGACUGUUGGACUGAUUAUUUUGCUGCUGCUGCAGUGAGAUUCUCAUCUACAAAAUCGACAUAUGACGUGCCAGGAUGCAUUUUGUUCUUUCGAUAUUUUUUCUUUAUUGGAACCAUGUGAAAGACGAGA